CAAUUUUCCCCAAAAAAAAAAAAAAAAAAAAAAAAAAAAAACACAAAGGAAAAAAGAAAGACUAUGAGCCGGAAGCGAGACAAACCCUACUUCUCCCGCCACGUCCCGGCCUCCGUCGCCAAACGACGUCGUCCUCAUCCCCAUACUUCGCCGGCGGUGGAAGUCGAGGAAGACAAACCCAUUGCGAAGCCAGCCCCGCCGCCGGCGCUGGUGGUCAUGGGCCUUCCAUCGGACUGCUCCGUCCUCGACCUCAAGUCCCGCUUCGAGAUCUACGGCUCCAUCUCCCGCAUCCGCAUCGACCGCGAUGCGGUCGGCUACGUUGCCUAUCGAUCCAAGGACUCCGCUGAAGCUGCCAUUGCCGCUUCCCUUGACCCCUCUUUUGGGAUCACCAUUCAUUCCCAAAAGGUAAAGGUAUUGUGGGCAACUGAUCCACUAGCUCUGUGGAGGGAAGGAGUUGCCAGCAAGGAUAAUGGGUCAUCUUCGUCGAAGCUUUUAAGGGCUGAAGUGCCUCUAAGUAGGCAUGGAAGAGGUAACAAACUUGCUUCAACAAUAGUGAAUCCCAGGAGUGGAGAAGAUAGUUCGGCCUCAGCAUUAGAUGUUCCUUUCAGGGGCAGAGAAAUCAUUGCUUAUGAUGAUAUUUUGUAACUUUAUUAUAAAAGCUUUAGGCUUAGAGAGGGCUUAUAUUCUCCUCUUUUGUAAAAAUAGCAUGAGAAUUAGGUUAGGUACAAGUUUCUGUAGGUCUGAGUCUUUUUCUUCUGUUUAUGACUUUUUUUUCCUUUCGAGUGUUUGCAUAGAAAUAGAAGGUCGUGUUGUCUUGUGUUUGGUUUACAAUGUGUUCCUUGUUCUGAAGAUCCAAGAUCUACCUUGUAAGAAGUAAUAGAUGUACUUUGUCUUGAUUGAAGAAUGGAUGAAACCAUAGUUUUGCCAA
Molecule: messenger RNA, 928 nt
Organism: Ziziphus jujuba (common jujube)
Lineage: Eukaryota; Viridiplantae; Streptophyta; Magnoliopsida; Rosales; Rhamnaceae
Exons: 2
Coding region: 64-645 (193 amino acids)
Molecular function (GO): mRNA binding
Source: RefSeq, a predicted model, not a curated record